AUGGCCUGGGGACAUAGCUCAGCAGUAAAACGCCUGCUAAGGAUGUGUAAAGCCCCAAAUUCAAUCUCCGGCAUCUCACACUCACUGAAUAUGGAGUUGCCCCAUGCUCUCAGCCCCAGAUCAAUCUGGAUUUUGCCACUACUGGCCAAAUUUACCUCACACUAACUUCAUCGGAAAUGAGAAGUGGCCAUUUCAUAAGGAAGAACAAUCCAGGAGCACAUACCAGACAAGGUGGCCCCUGGGGCUCAACACCACAAGUUCCCAGCUUCCGUACUCUUAAGCUUCCUUUCCCAGACGGCUAAUGAAGUUUCCAGAACUGGGUCUCUCUUUCUUCUGUCAGCCUUGGCACACAUGUCUACACCACAAGUUUGGCAGCUUAGUCUGGGGUGAGAAGGACUAGGCUAAGGAAGAGAAGUAUCAGUGUCUGGAGCCAAGUGGGAUGCUGGGCAAACACACUAGCAAAUAUGUCCCCAUAGCCCAGAGAUAAAAGGUAUUACUCAUGAGCCUGUGGGGCUCUGAGGGUGGUAGGCCUCAGGAUGCCUAUAAGGAACAAGAAUGUGGGUAGGUCCAUUGUGACUGAGGACACCUGGACAACCACAUUAUAAAGCCAGAGGGAGUUGGGAAGGGUUUGUCAGCACUAGACAUUACAGAGUAGCCCUGGAUGGGGGGUAGGUACAGAUCCAGGUUAAGUAAUCACUGGGGUAGGGGAAGUCAGGGCAAGGAGUCCAGGAGCCCAGAGCCUAGGGCAAACCCUGGAUGAAGGAGAGGUCUGUAAGGCCAGUGGGAAACUACCAAGGGGGCAGGGCCUAGGUGACAUGGUAGCUGGAAACACAAGGCUAGAGAGGUCCUGGGUGAGCAGCCAGAGGGGGCCUGGGUGAGCAGCUUGAGCUCUGCCAUCACAGGACUAAGCACAGAAGGGCCAAGAACAACUGGAGGGAAGUGGCCAAGCUGCCCACAGCCCUGGUUUCUACCUCCCCAGUCUGGCCAGGCUCCCUGCCUCUGUGGAAACAGUCAUGUCCCCAUCCCUCCCUCCCUAUCUCUACUGCAAAGGGGUGGGGAGUGCUGAGGCCCUCCCUCUCUGGGCCAGCAUUGGAGCAGCACACUGGGUGAUAAGAACUUAGGCGAACUCUGCCUGUGGCAGGCAACAUGAAGGAAGAAACAGCUCUCCUGGCGACCGUCACCCUCCUGGGAGUUCUGCUGCAAGGUGAUCUCUGCGCGAAGAACUUUCCACGUGUCGCCGCCGCUCACCUCUGGCCCUCCCGAGUUCGAGCGCGUCUUCCGAGCCCAGGUAAAUUGCAGCGAGUACUUUCCGCUGUUCCUCGCCACGCUCUGGGUCGCCGGCAUCUUCUUCCACGAAGGCGCCGCAGCCCUGUGCGGACUGUUCUACCUGUUCGCGCGGCUCCGCUACUUCCAGGGAUACGCGCGCUCCGCACAGCACAGGCUGGAUCCCCUGUACGCGAGCGCGCGCGCGCUCUGGCUGCUAGUGGCAAUGGCUGCACUGGGCUUGCUAGUCCACUUCCUCCCUGGCACACUACGGGCUGCGCUCUUCAGAUGGCUCCAGGUGCUCCUGCCGAUGGCCUGAGGCGAAGGACCUCCAAGUCAGCAGAACUGGAGAUCUUCGAACUAAACGCUGGGGCGCCCACCUCCGAAUCCCAAUUUCUAAUUAAAGUUUCCACGAAGAUCCCGUCUGCAUUUUCUUGGUCUGAGGAGGGUCGCAUACCGCAGGCUGCGAAGCCUGGAGGGCCCCAACCCGGGACAGAUGCAGCCGGGCUUUGGGAGGUAGCAUAGGCAAGCUUGGUUUCAUCCUUCUCAUAGUACUGUCUUCUAGACAACAUCUUGCCUGAGCAGCUACUUCUGCCUUGACAUUUAUUUCCAGAGAUAGCCUCCCUUCACCCACCUUUCUGUACUUGGGGUUCAUCUUCCUCUCAGGCUGAGCCUCAGUCAUUGGAUUCUUCCUUGUAUGCCUUCUUGUCCCCUACACCCACCCGACGUCACAACUAGAACCAGUCUUUCCCCGAGUGAGAUCUGGGUCCCUGUUUUGGAUCAGCGCUAGAUCUCCAAAUAGAGAUUAGUGUAGGUGUUCAGGACACCCCUACAAAGGCCCACACAGCAGUGAGCAUGACCAAAAAUGUAGUCAGUGAUAGGUUCUCAAGUGGACCUCAGGAUGCUUGAAAAGACUUGGGUAUGCCUACUGACAAUACACCUCUAAAUGACUUUUAACCUACCUGGCCAGCAAAAAUGCUUCUCAAACAGGCCUAACAAUGUGUGGGUGGAGAUGGGCCGUUUAUUUUAGAAAUGACCACAGUAUAAGCUAGGAGUUGUGGUAUAGUUGUAAUCUUAGUACUUAGGAAGUGGAGGCAUAAAUUCAUGGCCAGCUUGGGUUACAGUGAGUUCCAGCACUCCCUGACUGUCUCAAUCCCCUGUCCACACCAAGAUCCUAUUAUAUGAGACAAGGAGAGAAGCAGGGAGCACGAGACUAAGGACUAAGUGUGUGUGUGGGGGGAGGGGAUUGGCAAACACUCCCCAUCCCGAGGCGCUCAGGUCUGUGCAGUAGUUGGGCUGGGUAAUGUUGCCAGACCAGGAUGCUCUGAGAACACAUUGGACAGGGAUUCCUACAGGAUAGGUGCAUGAAACCCCCAGUUACUGACUCAGUGGUCACGACUUUCCUGCUAAGUAAAGAUGAGGUUACCGCUGAGGUAUGCCAACAGAAAUUUGACAUGGUAAAGGAGGGUCUGGGACUUAGUCCUUGGUAUGACAGAGAUCAAAGUCACCUUUGAUCAAGUAACCAGUCAAUAUUGGACAGUAGUCUUCCAGCACGGGUGAGCCAGCCUUCCCCCUCCCGCUCCCCACCACCAGCAAGUUUUGGGAGCCCAAGAUGAUAGGCCAAAUACAGGCAGGCACCGUACAAAUGCCAGAACCGGGAAAAGUCACCUAUGAGAGAGAUACUUCAUUAACCCUUUAUUACAAGUCACGCUCUUAUAGAAGUAUAUGCGAACUUACGUGAAAAAAUCAAAUGUAUCCAAGAAUAAAAAACACAGCACAUAAAGUAGUGUAUGCAUUCCAGUGUUCCGCGCCGCACACAGCGGGCACCCAAGAAAAAGCUCUUCUAAUGGCCUGGCUCAUGACCACUGGCCGGGGCAAACGGUUCGGUUCAGUUCUUUUUGGGCGGCAGCAGGCCGGCCCUCAGGCACAGUGUGGGGGCCGCCUGCCUCUCCCGCGGCCCGGCGGGCAGGAGCAGCAC
This is a messenger RNA of Rattus norvegicus (Norway rat), 3241 nucleotides long. The record is from RefSeq and is a predicted model, not a curated record. Lineage: Eukaryota; Metazoa; Chordata; Mammalia; Rodentia; Muridae.